UGUGCAAUCGAGGAAGCUGUAGCCAAUGAAUGCUUUGAGGAGCCAUUGUUGAGGAUGGUACGUUACAGUGGCUGAUGACAUGAAAAUUCUGGAUGACGAUCCAAAAAACUUUGGACUAUCACAUUCUCCGAGCUUGGAAUGCUUGGUCGCAUCAUUAGAGCAACAAACUGAGAAGUCUGAGACACAUUCAGCUAGGCCGCAUAGUCUUGCAGACGAGCUUCUCGGAGCGCCUGAUCCUGUGGCUGCUGACAUUCUAAGAAAGGAGCCACAACAAGAAACGUUUGUUCGCAUGAAAGUCACACCCUAUGAUCCGCCUACAGCCGAAGAAGAGGAAGUUUGCAUUGUGCUACAGCAGUGUUUGGCUCUAAGAGAAAAAUAUUUAUUUGUGGAAAAGGAUCCACCAUGGCGGAAAGGAAUGUUUUGUGCAUCAGGAUUUAAUCCAGAUCCUUUCCACUACGAACCAGAACCUCGAUCGCAGCAUGUUUUUAAAGAGAUAGAUGGUGUUAUACAUGUUUAUGCAAAUUCAGAAGCAAAGGAGGAGUUGUUUCCCGUUCCUGACGCAACUACAUUCUUUACGGACAUGCACCGAAUACUUAGACUUACAGGACUAGGAAAUGUGCGAACCUUCUGUUACCAUCGGUUACAUCUUCUGGAACAGAAAUUUAGCCUUCAUCUCAUGCUUAAUGCGGACAGAGAGUUUCUUGCUCAGAAGAGUGCCCCCCAUCGAGAUUUUUACAACGUCAGGAAGGUUGACACUCACGUGCAUCAUUCAUCUUGUAUGAACCAAAAGCAUCUUUUGCGAUUUAUCAAGUCAAAGCUGAGAAAUGAACCCGACGAGGUUGUUAUCUUUCGGGAUGGCCAAUAUCUUACUCUUAAGGAGGUCUUCGAAAGCUUGGACUUAACAGGGUACGACCUGAAUGUGGAUUUGCUUGACGUCCAUGCUGAUAAAAAUACGUUUCAUCGCUUCGACAAAUUCAAUCUUAAGUACAAUCCUUGUGGUCAAAGCCGGCUUAGAGAGAUCUUUCUGAAGCAGGACAAUCUUAUCCAGGGGCGCUUCUUGGCGGAGCUAACAAAAGAAGUUUUUCAGGAUCUUGCUGUCAGCAAGUACCAGAUGGCGGAGUACAGGAUAUCCGUAUAUGGAAGAAAGCAAAGUGAGUGGGAUCAACUGGCAAGCUGGAUUGUAAAUAACGAGCUUUACAGCGAAAACGUUGUAUGGCUUGUUCAAGUUCCUCGACUCUACAUAUUUUACAAGAUGAUGGGCAUUGUUACAUCCUUUCAAACCAUAUUGAACAAUUUGUUUCUUCCAUUAUUUGAAGUCACGAUUGAUCCUGGUUCGCAUCCGCAGCUACACAUAUUUUUGAAACAGGUGGUAGCAUUCGAUAUGGUUGACGACGAGAGUAAACCAGAGCGUCGUCCAAAUAAACAUAUGCAAACUCCUGCACAGUGGGAUAUCAACUUUAAUCCGGCCUACUCGUAUUGGGCGUACUACAUUUACGCCAACAUGUACACUUUAAACAAGCUCCGUGAGUCCAGGGGUUUGUGCACAAUUAAGUUUCGGCCUCAUUCCGGAGAGGCAGGAGAUUUGGAUCACUUGGCGUCCACGUUUUUACUGGCUCACAACAUCGCUCAUGGAAACAACCUCAGAAAAUCUCCUGGACUUCAGUAUCUUUAUUACCUCGCCCAGAUUGGUCUGGCUAUGUCUCCCUUGAGCAACAACUCUUUGUUUUUGGAUUACCACCGUAAUCCUUUUCCUAUGUUUUUCUCACGAGGUCUCAAUGUUUCCCUGUCAACGGAUGAUCCACUUCAAAUACAUCUUACUAAAGAACCACUAGUGGAGGAAUACAGCAUUGCCGCUCAGGUACGCUCUAAAGACGAUCUCAAGCUUAAGUUCUCGUUUGUGUCUCAGGUCUGGAAGCUGAGUUCCUGCGACCUGUGUGAAAUCGCAAGAAACUCCGUCUAUCAGUCGGGUUUUCCUCAUCACAUGAAGCUUCAUUGGAUUGGACACAAAUACUUCAAACGGGGAGCUGCGGGGAACGACAUCCACAAAACCAACGUACCUCAUAUCCGUGUAGAGUUUCGAUACGAGACUUGGCAAGAAGAAUUGCAAUACAUAUGUUUGGGAGGCGCCAGAAUCUCGGAAGAAAUCGAUCCAUAAGGAGAACUCGACGGCUACGAUGGCCUUGUCUUAUACCCAUUCAAAAUGGACGUACAAGACUUGUUAGAAAGAUUUCAUGGAGGUUAGGUAUCUUGAUUAAAGUAAACCGAUUAAGGCAAGUCGCUCGAUCAAUGUCGAGCGAAUGAUCUUAUAGAGGUUC
Selaginella moellendorffii is the source of this 2315-nucleotide messenger RNA. Its product is annotated as AMP deaminase. Gene Ontology annotation, molecular function: AMP deaminase activity. The record is from RefSeq and is a predicted model, not a curated record. NCBI's taxonomy places the organism in Eukaryota, Viridiplantae, Streptophyta, Lycopodiopsida, Selaginellales, Selaginellaceae. Gene Ontology annotation, cellular component: cytosol. The transcript has 16 exons. Bases 80 to 2155 code for a protein of 691 amino acids. Gene Ontology annotation, biological process: IMP salvage; AMP metabolic process.